AUGCAUGCUCUCUUCUAUUUUCUUCCUUUUAUCUCCGCAAUUAACAAGGAGCAAGAACUCAUAGAGAAACUCUUGAAUGGAUACAAUAAAGAAAUUCGCCCGAUUCAAAAUGCUUCGCAGGUCAUUGAAGUCAAAUUUUACAUGACACUUCAGCAAAUGAUCUCCGUCGUAGAAAAGACAGAAGAAGUUACAACUUCUGUUUAUAUCACUGCAAGUUGGAAAGAUUAUAGACUCCAGUGGAAUCCUGACGAUUACGAAGGGCUGAAAGAGUCUCGUAUACCGAGUCUUAGAAUUUGGCGACCAGACAUCGUGCUUUACAAUAACGAUGACGGUAAAUACGAUCCCACUCUUCCGACAAACGUCGUACUCAAAAACGACGGUGAUUGUGAAUGGCUUCCCCCAGCAAUUUACAAGUCUGACUGUAAAAUUCACAUCGACUUGUUUCCGUUUGACUGGCAAAACUGCACGAUGGUUUUCCGCAGCUACACAUAUGAUCGAACUGAGAUUAAAUUUCAUGCCGAGUACAAGAAGACCGUCAUCGACAGUGAGGCAUAUACUCGUUCUGGUGAAUGGCAACUCGUCCACUGUCCAGUUAUGGUUAAUCAUAGAGCAGACGAUCCUAAUUACGAAGACAUAACAUUCUAUUUUAUUAUCCGACGCAAGCCGCUCUUCUAUGUCAUCAACAUCCUCAUUCCUUGCGUCCUUAUCUCCUCGCUGUCCAUCUUCACUUUUCUCCUUCCCUCGGCUAGCAAUCAAAAGAUUCAGAUGUCAAUUUCAGUGCUACUUGGAUUGACAGUUUAUCUUUUCCUCCUUGCCAAAAGAACCCCAGAGACCUCAUUAGCUAUUCCAUUGAUAUCAAGAUUUCUGAUGUUUGCGAUGGUUGCUGUCACUUGCUCAAUUGUUUCAUCGGUUAUUGUACUGAACAUUUAUCAUAAGCAGGAUGUUUCGACGAAUUUUCCGAAAUGGCUCAAUGUAGUUUUAUUUGAUAUUCUCCCUCGAUGGAUUUUUAUCCAAGGUCCGAUCAAACCGGAAAGCAGACAGCGGAGAAAAUCGCGCAAACAAUCGAAAGACUUGGAUUCUGUAUUUCAUGAAACGCGAAACAGUGCGCACAAUCAUACUCCAACUCCCAGAUUUCAACGCCAGAGUAACAGCAGUAUUGAUCAGAAUCAACUGCGAUCUCGCUUGGCAAAUCGACCGACACUUUUGAACAGCAUUAAUGGUACUGCUGGACAUGAGAUUAGGAGCGCUUGUGGAGAGAUUAAGAAGAUCGCCCGUUUCCUUGAAAAGCAAAAGUCAACGAAGAGUCAAAUCUCCGAGUGGCAUAUUCUCGCCGCUGUUCUUGAUAGGAUCUUAUUGAUCAUAUUUACGGCCACUUUUUUCACUGGCUCUUUCUACUUUUAUUCCGAAAUCGGAAAGCAUCCGGUGCCGGAGCAUCCAUUCGCAUCCUGGUCAGCCGACCCAGUUAUGAGGGCAAGUCCUGAGUACAAUCAAUACAGGGGCUGCAAUGAGUAUCACACUGAACACAUAGUCAAAGCAAAAGACGAUGCGAAUUUCUCUUCCUUUGGCUGA
This is a messenger RNA of Oikopleura dioica, 1569 nucleotides long. NCBI's taxonomy places the organism in Eukaryota, Metazoa, Chordata, Appendicularia, Copelata, Oikopleuridae. The record is from the annotation of a GenBank genome assembly.